AUGAAACCCUCGGAUGAGACAAUCGACGGUUCUUCACAUAAUGUGGAAACAAUUUCAUCAUCAGUGUUUGAUAAGCUCACUGACGAGCUCUUAAUCGAAACCCUAAUACGUCUCCCUCUAAAGCCAGCCAAUAUCUGCAAAUGCAUCUCAGUACGUUUUCGUUCUUUGAUUUCAAGUUCAAAUUUCGUUCGCUGUUAUUUGAAUCAUCAUCAAAUCAACGAUUCGUUUGCUCUUUAUUAUGAUUUGGAUGGAAAGCGUAAGAUUCGUCCUUCCUCGGUAGGGAUGUGUAUGGCGUUUGAAUCCCCCAUUUUUGAAUCUCCAGGGUUUUCUUUAUCUUUCCUUCAAGAAACUAUACAUUACCUAGCUUCAAACAACGGAUUAGUUUUGUGUUGUGCUGAUCUAUGUCCUCCGGUUGUUUACUUUGUUUGUAAUCCGUUAACGAAGCAAUGGAUUACUCUACCACCACCUCCUACUGAUGUUAAAGCCAGUUACAUCGGGUUUAUAUGCAAUCCCCAGUAUUCAUGUAAUGAUAAUCAAGAACAAAGAAGGACAACGAGUUUUAAGGUGGUUCGUAUUCAAGUGGCGCUAAGAGAUACAUUGAGUCUGGAAAUAUUCUGUUCGGAGUCAGGGAGGUGGACUAACGAGAACUACAUGUCGAGUUCAACUUCGGUUAAUGAACUCUUCUAUAGAUGUAAUUUCGGGUAUCCCAGUGCUGUAGUUUGUGGAGGAUUGCUUCAUUGGGAUAAUCUUUCAAAGACUGAUAUUUUCACUUAUGAUCCUUAUAGUGGAAUAUGUGGAACUAUCAAGUAUCCACCAGGGAUAACAGAAUCUAGCUCCGAUUAUUGCUUAGGAGAGUCUGCUGGUCGACUUAGAUAUGCAGACUAUUGUAAGAGUAGUAAGACGUAUCGAGUAUGGCAACUCAAAGAUUGCAGCAAUGAUGGUGGUGAGUGGUUUUUGUUGCAUAAGGUUCACAUCUUAGGGAUGAAAUCCACAGUUCAAACAGCUUACAAGGAUCUCAUAGGUCUGCUUCCUCCCCAUCCACUUAAUCAGGAUAUUGUUUUCUUUUGGUGUCUCUGCUCGUUUAAAAUUUUGGAAUACAACAUGAGGACUAAGCUACUGAAGUUACCAUGUUUUCCUCAAGAUGCAAAGGUUAAAUAUUUGAUGAUCCCUGUUGUCUUCCCGUUUGUGCUUCCUUGCUGGCCUACCACAGUUCCUAUAAUUCAGCAGCAUGGUGAAAGCUAG
Molecule: messenger RNA, 1242 nt
Organism: Lactuca virosa
Lineage: Eukaryota; Viridiplantae; Streptophyta; Magnoliopsida; Asterales; Asteraceae
Source: the annotation of a GenBank genome assembly